Messenger RNA from Saccharomycodes ludwigii, 750 nucleotides. RefSeq names its product Irc6p (gene IRC6). Gene Ontology annotation, molecular function: protein-macromolecule adaptor activity. The transcript has a single exon. NCBI's taxonomy places the organism in Eukaryota, Fungi, Ascomycota, Saccharomycetes, Saccharomycodales, Saccharomycodaceae. Bases 1 to 750 code for a protein of 249 amino acids. Gene Ontology annotation, biological process: vesicle-mediated transport. The record is from RefSeq and is a predicted model, not a curated record.
AUGUCUGUUAAAAAUAAAGUGUUGUUAAUGAAACAUCCAAGUUUCACUAAUUCUGAACUCUGUCAAAUUCUAUCAAAAAUAUUUCCUGAUUCUAACUUUUCCAUUAAGAAUGAUCACAUUAUUCUAGAGAAUAUCAAGUUAACCAAUAAAUAUUACGAAAUGCUAAUAGAUCUAUAUAUAUCUACAAUUGAUGAUUUUGGUCAAUGGAUAAAUGAUUUUACUAAUGACGAAUACAUAGAUGUAUAUAGCACUUUAGCUGGUGUGGUGCUUUUCAUAAAAUCAGACAAUUACGACAAUAAGAACGUUCAUAAUAAUAAUAAUAUUAAAGAAACAUUAAAAAAAUAUAUUUCUUUUGUUGAGAAAUUAGAUCAAUUCGAUGAAUCAAAAUUUUAUGGAAUUUACGAUACCAACCAUAACAGUGUUUUUACUGAAGGCAACGGCGAAUUGAUUUACAAAAUAGAAUCAUUAACAGAGCAUAACGAAUUAAAAAAUCUUUUUGAUAUCUACGAUUGGACCUCCGAGGAAAAAAAUAAACAAUAUUACACAUUAAAGGAUAAGAAGAAUGAUAUUUCUACUCUGAACGAUCCUAAGGAUAUAAAUUUGAUAAAUGUUAUAGAAAAGCUGGAUGUUAUUAAAUCUAGAUAUUCAUUAAUCAAAGAUUCUCAAGAAGCUGAAGCAUUUGCAAAAGAAAUGAGCGAAAAUAUCGCAAAUUUGCUUUUAGAUGAUAGCGGGAAUGAUAUUUCUCAGUAA